AUGUCUCUUCCUAUAAGAAGAGCUCGAUUCUCGAGCUUGGGAAGGACUUCUUUCUUUAGACGUCCCAUACCUAUAUUCCCUCGAAGAACUUUCACAGAUCAGCGAAAACCUCCAAGACCAGACUCUGGGAACUCAACCGUCUGGGCACCAAAAACUAGAAUCGUUGUUGGUUUCGUCUUUAUUGGUGCUUUAGUUUACAACAUGGUAUGGAGUAUUCGAUCAAUACUCAGGCCUCGGGCUUCACUUACACCUCAGCAGGCAACAGAAGAACCAGCCAAAUUGGACUCCCCUACUAUUGCGGAAAGAGAUACUCUCACCAAACGUGAAUCCGGAGUUACGGAGAAUUCGCCUAUGCGAUUGCGAAUGGAAGCAUUCAUCAAACAACAGCAGAAGGAAAUUGUCCACGAACUAGAACAGGUUGACGGCAAGAAAUUCCAAGUCGAUACAUGGAACCGGGAACAUGGAGGUGGAGGUAUCUCGAGUGUAUUGCAAGACGGGAAUGUAUUCGAGAAGGCAGGUGUGAACAUCAGUGUGGUAUAUGGAACAUUACCACGGCCUGCGAUAGAGAAAAUGCGAGUCAACCAUAAGGCUAUCGACCCCGAAGUUCAGUCCCUCGACUUUUUCGCUGCAGGAUUGAGUAUGGUUCUCCAUCCAGUGAACCCAAUGGCGCCAACCGUCCAUCUUAACUAUCGAUAUUUCGAAACUGAAAACCCAGAUGGUACACCUUGCGCAUGGUGGUUUGGCGGAGGAACGGAUCUUACGCCCAGUUACCUAUUCGAUGAAGAUGCUAUUCAUUUCCACAAGACGAUCAAAGAAGCAUGCGACAACCACGAUAAAGCAUACUAUCCUCGAUUCAAGAAGUGGUGCGAUAACUAUUUCUGCAACAAGCAUCGAGGGGAAACGCGGGGUAUUGGAGGCAUCUUCUUCGACGAUUUAGACGAGCAAGAAAAGGAUCAAGAAAACACAUUCGCGUUUGCGCAGAGUUGUUUAAAGGCCUUCCUUCCCUCAUAUCUCCCCAUCAUCAACAAGCGAAAAGAUAUGCCAUAUACCGAAAAAGAAAAGGAAUGGCAACAAAUUAGGAGGGGCCGAUAUGUGGAGUUUAACUUGGUACAUGAUCGAGGCACGGCUUUUGGUUUAAACACACCAAGCGCGAGAGUGGAGAGUAUUUUGAUGAGUUUACCUUUGACUGCUAGUUGGAGGUAUAUGUAUGAACCCGAAAAGGGAAGUAGGGAACAGAGGUUAGUGGAUGUUUUGAGAGAACCUAAGGAAUGGGUUUAG
This is a messenger RNA of Sclerotinia borealis F-4128, 1278 nucleotides long. The record is from the annotation of a GenBank genome assembly. NCBI's taxonomy places the organism in Eukaryota, Fungi, Ascomycota, Leotiomycetes, Helotiales, Sclerotiniaceae.